Messenger RNA from Aureobasidium subglaciale EXF-2481, 1371 nucleotides. RefSeq lists its product as uncharacterized. The record is from RefSeq and is a predicted model, not a curated record. The coding region runs from base 1 to 1371 and encodes 456 amino acids. NCBI's taxonomy places the organism in Eukaryota, Fungi, Ascomycota, Dothideomycetes, Dothideales, Saccotheciaceae. The transcript is spliced from 2 exons.
AUGGACGGCGUCAAUGUUAACGCCAGAGAUCAAUGGGCUCUGCUGGCUCUGGCAAACGAAGCAAUGCAGUUUUCAGUCAACUCCACUGCCGACGGCACCAAGAAGGAUAGCAAUGGCGUCGAUUGGCUCAUGGUUGUCAAGGGUCUCUUGCCAAUGAUCACCCUUGCUCUUGGAUUUGGAGGCAGAACUCUGAUGGAUCAUUUCUUCCUUGUCAUGACCACGCUCGCUGAAGUCGAGGCGCCCAUCGCCGGCGGCGUCGACUCGGCCGAUUCUGGAUCUGAGAAGUAUGGUCUGCUCGAAGGAUCCAACUACAAGGACAAGGCUCGUCCGUCCGUCUCAGUAGGACCUCGAUACGUGACCUCUAGUCUUCGUGCUACCAUACGCCAUCUCAAUGCCGAAGCAGGCGACCUAAGCAUGUUCAGAGGUAUUGGCGCCAAAGCCUUCAUCUACAUCCUUAUGGUACCGGUAGCUUUCGUGAGCGAAUUCGUCGCUGGCUAUCUACCCUACGUCAAGAGUGGGCAUAUCUCGGGCUCUAUUGCAGAGCUCAUCGCUGCACUCAUUGCAUGCCAGCUCUGGGCGGGCCUCAUGCACAUCAUCAUCUCGAAGCCGCGCAACAAAUUCUGGUUCCGCCGCCUACCACUAUCAUUUAUCGGAGUCUUGCGUCACGCUUGGUUUGCCAUCAUUGUCAACAAUCUGUCUGACGACCUUCUCGAAUGGGCCAUUCGUUACUUCACAAGCUUCAGCAAGUCAAAGGUUCCCAAGGUUGAACAUGUAGAACUGGAUAAUACCAAGCCGUUUCAGCUGAGUCAGGGACCUAUAGUGGAGAUCAGCAUCGCUAUCGUCUUAUGGAUGUUUGCCAAAUCUCUGCUACGCUCGCAGAUCAAGCCUUUGAUCAAAAUAGCAGUCCUGAAGCCUGUGCAGGCAAUCGAAGGCCGCGUUAUGUCGUCUAUGCUCAGAGAUGACGAAGACCCAGUCGUUCCGAUGGACCGUAGCUUCCAAGGACGCCCACAAUCAGGCGGUAUUCUUCAACAGCAACCAGAACCUCUGGACUUCACAGCCGCCGCUCGUACCAUUGACAAAGAGACAUAUUUGCGUCUAGUCAAGCUAGAAGUCAAGAUGCACUUCAUCAGUCAGUUCGUGCAGUGGGCCUUUUGGACUUUGAUCUUCGCCGAGGUUGUCUACUUCAUCGGCCCUAGUUCUGUCUGGCUUGUUCUGAAGCUCAUCAGCGGUACACCCAUCACUCAAGCGGAUCUGAAUCGCACGACAGGCAAUAUGGCCAGAGGUCUCUUCGAAAAGGUGAUUGCUGCUCCUGGUAACUUCACGGUCACCACGGUCAACACGACCUCUAGUCCUCUCUCGCUCGAUCAGUAG